UUUGUAAAGUGGGAUACAUUUUCCCUAAAUCCCAAUUUUACCCCUCUCAUUUCAAAAUUCUCUCUCUCUCUUCGUCCCCUAUUCUCUCAAACCGAACCCUCUCCAACUCGCAACCCUAACCCCUUCCUCAACCGACGGUGACAGCGCAGCCCAUUCCUCAACCGACGGUGACGGCGCAGCCCCUUCCUUGACCGACGGUGACGGCGCAGCAGAGGACCGACGGUGACGGCGCAGCAAAAAAAUGGCCAAGUCUUCCAAAGUUCCACGACUUUUACUGCCAGUGUCUGAACAUUACACUGGUCGUGUUACUUGGCGGGGCGGUAGUUACUAUUACCCCAAAGUAAAAGCCAAGUUUGUACAAAUGCAGUUGUUGGAAAGGGUGAAGGAGGAAUCCCCUUUCAACAAUUUUUUUGAGAGAGAGCCAUUAGCGUUUUCAGGUGCUCUUAUCCAUCAGCUCUUCAUGCAUAAGAUAAAAUCAGAUAAAGAUGAUGAGGUGCAUUUUUAUAUUGCAAAGAAGAGAUGCCGAUUCGGCCGAACUGAGUUUGCCUUGGUGACUGGGCUUAAUUUGUUACGUGGACCGACUGAGGCUGAGGUUUCGGAGAGGGCGACGUCAGACCGUUUGAUAGUAGAAUAUUUUAAUGGGGAUCCAUCUAUCAGCAUUGGUCGUCUGCGCAGCGUCUUUGAGAGUUGCACUGAGAAGGAUGAUUGUUACAAGUUGGGUUUGGUGCUGUUCGUGAUGGGUGUUCUGACUGGGAAAGAAGAGAAGAACCUGGUUCCCCCAUUUAUCAUUAGAAUGGUUGAGGACCUCCCUUUUUUCUACAAUUACCCGUGGGGGAAAAUUUCUUUCAACUUGUUGAAAGAUACUUGGAGUAAGGACUUCGUACAAAAGAAAAAGCAUAUGGAUGAGAAGAUUGUGAAGGGAACGACUCAGAAGGAGUCAAAGUAUUCGGCCUAUGGAUAUGUUGUAGCAUUGCAGUAUUGGGCUUAUGAGUCCAUCCUCGAGCUUGCUGAGAAAUUUGCAAUCAUAAGAUCGCAUCGCUUUCCCUGAAUGGUGAACUGGGAGAGUAAGGAUGCCCCACUCGGGAAAGAGGAAGUCAUCAGAUUAUUUGCAAAAAAAGUGAGUUUGUUAAUUCAUUGCAUUUGCUUACGUUUAUUUAUU
Molecule: messenger RNA, 1159 nt
Organism: Cannabis sativa
Lineage: Eukaryota; Viridiplantae; Streptophyta; Magnoliopsida; Rosales; Cannabaceae
Exons: 2
Coding region: 242-1048 (268 amino acids)
Source: RefSeq, a predicted model, not a curated record